Messenger RNA from Coturnix japonica (Japanese quail), 1003 nucleotides. It is a transcript of the gene ANAPC16, whose product is annotated as anaphase promoting complex subunit 16. Gene Ontology annotation, biological process: protein ubiquitination. The record is from RefSeq and is a predicted model, not a curated record. Gene Ontology annotation, cellular component: kinetochore; cytosol; anaphase-promoting complex. NCBI's taxonomy places the organism in Eukaryota, Metazoa, Chordata, Aves, Galliformes, Phasianidae.
GUUACCGCCCCCCCCCAACGGAAGUCGAUCUCGGCCGCGCGCAGCGCGCUCCCGCCCGCCCUCCCGGCCCAGCAUGCACCGCGAGCGCGAUCACGCGCGCCGCCUGCGCCAAGCGGUGCGAGCACCCAGGCUGGGACGGGGUGAAAUGGCCGCCUCCUCCUCAUCCUCUUCAGCCGGCGGAGUCAGUGGCAGCUCUGUGACAGGAUCCGGUUUCAGCGUCUCGGACCUGGCACCACCCCGAAAGGCCCUCUUCACCUACCCCAAGGGAGCCGGGGAGAUGCUGGAAGAUGGCUCGGAAAGAUUUCUCUGCGAGUCUGUCUUCAGCUAUCAGGUUGCAUCUACAUUAAAGCAAGUGAAACACGAUCAACAAGUUGCGCGGAUGGAAAAACUGGCCGGUCUGGUGGAGGAGCUGGAGGCAGAUGAGUGGAGGUACAAGCCAAUAGAGCAGCUGCUGGGAUUCACUCCCUCCUCGGGCUGAGCACGUCUGGAUCCCUGCUGCCGGAGAGCAGAAGGAAGGAGCUCUCUGGCCCAGCUUCAAAAUACACCACCAUCUAUCAGGGUAUUUACAGCUGUGUCAGCGGGAUUGGGCUGAAAGAAAGAAAGAAAGAAGGGGGGACGUAAAGCCGAGUGGCAGGGGAAGCAGCCCAGUAAGUUGGCCUGUCAUUUACCUCCUGUGUGCUGACCCAGGUUAUCUCCUGCCUGGGAAGUGUGUGUCUGUGCCACUCCAGCCCGGCCUCUGCUGGGCACUGCCAGGCUCUGCCAGCAAGGCUCCUUUCUUCGAGGAGCUGACAGGGUGAGCCCCAUCCUGCAGGGCUGUGUCCAGCGCUGCCUCCUGCAUUGCUGAAACCCUUUUCUUCCCAGCACUGUUUCCCUUUUGUCUGCACGGUGCUGGUGGCACAUCCCUCUUUAACGCAGAAGCUGUACCCUGAAUACACUGAAACCCUUCUCCUCCUUAUUACGUGUUAAAGUGCUCUGUGAUAAUAAAAUAAUUCUGCCUUUGAAA